AAAAAGCAACACCUCCCCUUUUUUUAUUUUCGAAAGCAACUUGAAAAAAAAUAUAACAAAACAGCAGCCAACCAAGUGGGUCCGAACCCAACCCCCUGAGGCCGAGUCCUUGCCUCUGUCCAUCCGUGUAGGAUAUGGCCUCCAACAGCAUCUUCGACUCCUUCCCCAACUAUACACCAACCUUCAUACGAGACCCGAGCACCAGCCGCCGCUUCACUCCCCCCUCCACGGCCUUCCCCUGCGGCGGCGGCGGCGGCGGCGGCAAGAUGGGCGAGAACAGCGGCGCGCUGAGCGCGCAGGCGGCGGCGGGCCCCGGCGGCCGCACCCGGCCCGAAGUGCGCUCGAUGGUGGACGUGCUGGCGGACCACGCGGGAGAGCUCGUGCGCACCGACAGCCCCAACUUCCUCUGCUCCGUGCUGCCCUCGCACUGGCGCUGCAACAAGACGCUGCCGGUCGCCUUCAAGGUGGUAGCACUGGGGGAUGUGCCUGACGGAACGGUGGUGACCGUGAUGGCCGGCAAUGAUGAGAAUUACUCCGCCGAGCUGCGCAACGCUUCCGCCGUCAUGAAGAACCAAGUGGCCAGGUUCAACGACCUUCGCUUUGUGGGCCGCAGUGGGCGAGGGAAGAGUUUCACGCUCACAAUCACCGUGUUCACCAACCCUACCCAAGUGGCCACCUACCACCGAGCCAUCAAGGUCACCGUGGAUGGACCUCGGGAACCCCGACGGCACCGGCAGAAGAUAGAGGACCAGACCAAGGCCUUCCCCGACCGCUUCGGAGACCUGCGCAUGCGUGUGACACCAAGCACCCCCAGCCCCCGGGGCUCCCUCAGCACCACGAGCCACUUCAGCAGCCAGGCCCAGACCCCAAUCCAAGGCUCCUCAGACCUGAACCCCUUCUCGGACCCCCGCCAGUUUGACCGCUCCUUCCCUACGCUGCAGAGCCUCACAGAGAGCCGCUUCCCGGACCCCAGGAUGCACUACCCGGGAGCCAUGUCUGCCGCAUUCCCCUACAGCGCCACACCAUCGGGCACCAGCCUGGGCAGCCUGAGCGUGGCGGGCAUGCCGGCCAGCAGCCGCUUCCACCACACUUACCUCCCUCCGCCCUACCCCGGCGCCCCGCAGAGCCAGAGCGGGCCCUUCCAAGCCAAUCCCGCGCCCUACCAUCUCUUCUAUGGUGCCUCCUCCGGCUCCUACCAGUUCUCUAUGGCAACUGCGGGAGGUGGCGAGCGCUCGCCCACCCGCAUGCUGACCUCCUGCCCCAGCGGCGCCUCGGUGUCAGCAGGCAACCUCAUGAACCCCAGCCUGGGCCAGGCUGAUGGCGUGGAAGCCGACGGCAGCCACAGCAACUCGCCCACGGCCCUGAGCACGCCGGGCCGUAUGGACGAGGCCGUGUGGCGGCCCUACUAAGCACUCUGGGGACUCUCUGGCCAGCCAAACCCAUCCCUCUAGCCUGAGGCUACAAGAAGAAACAGACUUUGGCUUGGUCCCAGGGGCCAGAGCUGGCGAUGGCUUCCAGAGCUCUGCCCAGCCACAAGUUUGAACAGAGGAUGUGGGGACCUCCCACAGGACCCUGCUCCAGCCCAGAUCGAUGUCCGCACUCCCUGUGUACCGCAAACCCGCCUCUGUUGUCUCCAUCCAUGCCCAGGAUUAAUUCCGGAGUCAGAGGCUACCCCCGCCCUUGAGGGAGAGGACCUUUACUGGCAACAGACGUUCAGGCUUAGAGAUGACUGGACUUUCACCCUCCACCUUGAGGAACAGCCCUCCCUUGGCAUCCAUUACCCAUCAAGCCAACUGGAAACUCCAACCCCUGGGAAGGUCUCUAGAGAGGGAGGAGACAGCGGGCACGGGAGGAGACAGCGGGCACGCGCACGUGCACACACACACACAGACACACACACACAAGAGUCCCCAACUUGACUUCCCCAUGAUUCUAGGCAAGCAGCCACUGGAGUUCUAGCUUCCCUAAAAACACCAGGCCCUGGAGCAGACUCAUCCCAGGUGGCAGGUCCCUAAAGCAAAGAAGGCCUCAAUACUGUCCAGCACACUCCAGCCUCAAUUGCCUACUGGGUUCUCAGGGGCAGAGGGGUCUUGGCAGAAAGUCUUACCUAGCAAGCAGGGCCAACCUUGUCCAGCCAAGCUGUGCUCUGGGCCUUGUGUCCUAGGCCUCAGUCCCGCUCCAAACUUGUUUGUACCUAGAAGCAAACAACCUUGACCCAAAAAAAAGGUAACUCUACCAAGCAUCUAAACCUCUGACAGGUAGCGGUCUGUGUGUACGAAAGCCCAACCCCCUGCUAGUGUGAUAUCAUCAGGACCCUGCCACCAGGGUCUGGACCUCACAUUCCUCACAGAAGGGGACAAGACCUCCAGGAGUCUCUGGUGAGGUGUGCAACAGCAAAGCAGUGUCCAAGCAGAGGUCAGAUGUCCUCUUAGAUCUGUGGGGGAUUGUCAGUGGGAAAGGUUAAAAGGCCCUUACCAGAGCUGGCCCACAGCUGGUUUUUCAAGCUAAGUGAGCCACAUCCUCUGUGGCCAUUGAAGUCUCCUUUACAAGGCUCCUUAGUCAUGGCCUCUGUCGUGUGCCUGGCCUUCCCCAUUGCCUGCACCUGUAACAGCCACAUACACACUCUGGCAGGUCAGGGCAUCCCGUAAAUCCUGAGUAGAUACCUCCGGUUAUAGUUUCUCUUGUCCCACCCUUACUGGAGGAAAAAAAAAAUUCUAUCUCUUGGAAGUAGCUGAGGUAAUCUUCCAGCUCCCUGCACCCAGAGGGGCCUUCUCACCUCUUCUCAGGAAACAGCUACGAUCUGUCGCCCUCCUACCUGCUUCACUACUGGUCCAUGGUGCAGACUAUCCCAACUCACCAAGAAAGGUACUUUCAGGGUCCCAGCGCCUAGCACUAUGUAAGCCAUCCCAGACAACUCCCCUUCCUGAUACCCAAAUGCGGGUGGAGAUAGAAAGUCACCCCACCUCCAUCAGCUCCUUUCUCAUCCCUGAUUAACAGUGAAGGCUGAGUCUGUCGUGGGUCUGGUCCUACAGUGAGCCCAGGCAGCCCAGGCUGGUAAAAAAGAAAAAAAGAAAAAGAAAAGAAAAUGGGUCCUUAUUUGCAAGGCUACUUUAAAAUGCUACUUGAAAGCACAGACUAAAAAGAAAGCACAGGGAACCUGAGGGAUUGAUACAGUGUCACUGUGUGGGGGUGGGUACCUAUCCUUCAUGACAUUGUUACCCUGAGGUACCCUACCUGCUGUGAGCAGAUCUUCCUGAUGUGGGCUCCACGCUGAGGGAUAGAAGAGGGCCUGCUUUGCACUAUAGGCUGCUUGUGUGUUUGUUUUUUAUGCACAACUUGCUUGUACAGGUCAGCUGCCCAUCUUGGGUACUAUUUAACUGUAAAAUGAAAAUUGUAUUUGUUACAAUAAUAUAACAGCUGCCUUGAA
This is a messenger RNA of Grammomys surdaster, 3427 nucleotides long. RefSeq names its product RUNX family transcription factor 3 (gene Runx3). Gene Ontology annotation, molecular function: DNA-binding transcription factor activity, RNA polymerase II-specific; RNA polymerase II cis-regulatory region sequence-specific DNA binding; ATP binding. Gene Ontology annotation, cellular component: nucleus. Bases 135 to 1409 code for a protein of 424 amino acids. The record is from RefSeq and is a predicted model, not a curated record. NCBI's taxonomy places the organism in Eukaryota, Metazoa, Chordata, Mammalia, Rodentia, Muridae. The transcript is spliced from 6 exons. Gene Ontology annotation, biological process: regulation of transcription by RNA polymerase II; hemopoiesis; regulation of cell differentiation.